This is a messenger RNA of Penicillium arizonense, 2253 nucleotides long. RefSeq lists its product as uncharacterized. The coding region runs from base 1 to 2253 and encodes 750 amino acids. The record is from RefSeq and is a predicted model, not a curated record. Lineage: Eukaryota; Fungi; Ascomycota; Eurotiomycetes; Eurotiales; Aspergillaceae. The transcript has 3 exons.
AUGUCACCUUCCAGGCAAGCAGAAGUUGAACAUUGGGAGCGAAAGUUAUACGACUAUAAAGAACGUCAUUUCGAGCUAUCUGCUAGAGUGCAUAUUUCUCACCUCGUUUUCGAAACCGGGUUCAGAAGACAGAUGGAUAGCCGGCAGAACAUCCGCCGAUUGAAACAAAUGAUGAAGAUUCAAGGGUGCCAACGCUUGAUGCAGGACAACCAUGUACCAGUGAUAGUUCCCAGAGCUGAUUGGCAAGAUCGCGUACGUCCGCGAUCUGGCAGUGGAGUCAUGUCUACCUUGGAGAUGGGGUUAGAUUACCGGUUGUGCGCGUACGAUCACGAAAAUCUCAUCACGGCUGCCAGGCAUGUCCUCGACUACGACAACCAGUGGUGGAUUGUAGAUGUGUAUCUAACAGAUAAUGACGAAGCCUCGCCCGAGAACCACAGCAAUGAGGUAGAGUCUGUUCGUCACAAGUUCAUUCAAUCGCUGAAAGAGCGAUACCCAAACGACAAUCGCCCACCCGAUGGACUGAUUUACGAGCGGAUCAAUCGCUACGAGGGCUACCUCAACACGCCGAGGGAUCCACUCGCUGCGAAUAACUGGUGGGCUGUACUGGAGGCCCUCGCGGGAAGUAAGAAAGGAAAGUAUUUGAAACAAUUCUUCAAACAUGAGACCUUACACCUGAAGCUAAACUCUUUGCUUGUCAUUCCGGGUCUUUGGGAAGGCAUGCGGAUUGGGCUACUUCAUAAGGUGACAGCAAUGCAUUGCGACGAGCCAAUAGCUUGCUACUGGGAAUUGAUCUUCAGCACCUUUUCGAGAUUGCUUGGAGGAAGAGACGAGCUUUUACCACUUAUUGACGGAGUCACGGUGGAUCUGGUUCAAUCUCGCGCUCCUAAAGUCUCCAGCAAAGAUUUGAGGUUUUUGCAAGACGAGUUAGAGGAGGGCAGGCUUUUUUCGAACUACUCGGAAGCAGCUCGACGAGAGAUAUGGGCGCGUUUGAAAGAGACUGAUUAUCCAAUUCCAACCUUGAAAACAUUUUUCAAAGAUCGGCUCUACCUUGAGGUCGCUCAAAGUGUCAUGAAGCGACUGUUCGUCCGGCCGCGAAACGAAAAGAUCACCAUUGACCAGGGUGUGUACGGGAAGUACGACACUCAGGUCCCCGUCUCAAUGGCGUUGAGACAGCAAUGGCUAGGAGACGACCUACUUGAAUUUUGGCGCUUCAGUUUCCAGUACGGAUUUGAAAUGACCAAUCACCAACGCCUAAAGUGGCCCAAGGACGCUGAUCCAGUAGGGUUGUUUGGUCAGCAGAGCUCCGAAUCGUCUUUUCUCUCCAAACAAGAGAUAUGGCGCCAUUUCUUUGCACUCGUGAGGGCUAGGUCAUUCCAAGCACCAGUCACAGACGACACCUCAUUUCCAAUGGGGGAAUUACCUUGCCCUAGGCCGUGUGAAUACCCAGAAGACUUGACCGAAGAAAUUGAAGUUGCCAAAAGAUGUGGAAAGCCAUACUCGAAUACUGUCGAGGCAGAUCGAUUCGCUCUGUCGGCAGAGUUGUUGCAGCAGGGCCAACCCCCGGUUCGCGUGACAGCGGGCUUUCUCCGACAGUCUGUUUUCAGGGCUUUCUUUAGCUAUCUUUGGAAUAGCAAUAGCCAAACACCCGGUCGUCGUCCUCCUCCUCCUCCUCCUCCUCCUCCUCCUCCUCCUCCUCCUGAGGAUAACGUCGAAGUUCACGAUCGCAGCGAAGAGCUGACUAGGGCAGACGUUGGCGGGAACGUGAUGGUAGCAGACGGCAUGGAAGUAGAUCCUGGGAGCCUCAGGCCGAGCCCUCUCGCCAUCUCAACAGCCCGGACUCAUGAGAAUGUGGCUUCUGCUUCAGCCGCUCAUCUGUCACCGUUGCCUUACGCCAUGCAUAUCAGCGUAGCAGGAACAACAAGAACAUUAAUUCUGAAAAUGGAUGACUCCUUUAUGACUGACUUUUCGAAUGGUCUGUCUGAUCACCACUUCACUGUUUGGAUUGAUGAGGAUGGGCGAUCCAUUCGCCCGGAGAACUGCUACUCGCACUACCUGGACAAUGCCUUAUCGGUUCUUCAUGCCGAAUUUAGGGAUGAUGCGCAAACUAGCUACGAUAGUACACCCUCGCAAAUGGGCGCUGGGAGCAAGAGAAGGAGGGUUGAUACAGCCAGAGCAGCUAGUGCAAACCAAUGGGUGCAGGAGCAAAUUGUCAGGCUGUUUGAUCUGCAUAACAGUGACGAAGGCGAGCUUUGA